Messenger RNA from Tripterygium wilfordii, 716 nucleotides. RefSeq names its product protein METHYLENE BLUE SENSITIVITY 1-like. The record is from RefSeq and is a predicted model, not a curated record. The transcript has a single exon. The coding region runs from base 96 to 410 and encodes 104 amino acids. NCBI's taxonomy places the organism in Eukaryota, Viridiplantae, Streptophyta, Magnoliopsida, Celastrales, Celastraceae.
UUCAAUCAUUCAAUCAUCGUCAAAACGAAACCUAGGGUUUCUCAUUCAUCAAUAACCCAGAAUCCAAUCAAUCACCUAAUCAUAGCCGUCCAAUUAUGACAGGGAAGGCGAAGCCGAAGAAGCACACGGCCAAGGAGAUCGCGGCGAAGCUCGACGCGGCGACAACGAACAGGGGCGGAGGCAAGGCCGGCCUUGCUGAUCGGACCGGUGUGGAAAAGGGCGGACACGCCAAACUGGAAUGCCCUCACUGCAAGGUUACGGCUCCUGAUGUCAAGUCUAUGCAGAUCCAUCACGAGGCGAAGCACCCUAAGAUCCCUUUCGAGGAGUCCAAGAUCAUCAAUCUCCACUCCUCCCUUGCCCCUGAGCCGAGCAAGACUAAACCUGGUGUUCGGGGAAGCCUCAAGAAGUGAACUUCAAAAUUAUACGGCUACAAUAUUGUGUUCUUCUGGUGGUUUGCGUGUCUUUGUUGUGUUUGUUGGGUCGUUUUGGGUCUUACUACUUGGUGGUGUUUUUGGUUCCGAGUUUGGCGGAUGACGAUGAAUUUCUUGGAAUCGUAGAUGCUACCUAUGUUUGCAUGGAAAAGUAAUCAGAAAACUUUAAGGAUGUAUUAGCUAUGUUUUAUUUCUUGGUUGUGUGAUCGCAACGAGAUUUGUGAGAUAUUUUUUAGUGCUUGAAUGUGAGUGUGCUUAAUAUCCUGCUCUUUUAAGUAUGAUUUA